CUACUGGAACUAAAAAAAACUUGUGGCUUGACGUUGAGUUGUACUACUGAAAAGAAAUUAUCCAACUUAUCGUUGACUUCUACUAGUUGUCACGUCAUAAUACAAUAAGAAAUAACAGUAGCAAACCUUUGAAUGUCGAACAGUAUUAAAUUUAUAUUAACAGUGAAGAAAUAGUGCAAGUGCGUUAGAUGUUAAUUGUUAGUUUCUCUCAACUGCUCAACUGCAAGUGCGAUGUUAAUUGUUAAUUUUUGAGUGAGAAAAUAUUUUAAAUAAUUAUGUCUAAUAAUAAUAUCACUUUGCCGAAAGCUCCGAAGGAAUUAUGUUUCUCCGAGCUUGAUUUUGUACAGGAAAAUUUUGACGUUGACACUUUUCUACAAGAUCACAGGAAAAAUGGCAAACUGGAGACGAUGCGAGAUGAUCUUGGCAUGUACUUAAAAUUAUUGAGAUCUGCCAUGAUAGAUUUAAUUAACAGGGAUUAUGCAGAUUUUGUUAAUCUGUCUAGCAAUUUAAUUGGACUGGAUAAAGCCAUCAAUGAUUUGCAAGCACCACUUGGACAGUUGAGAGAGGAAGUUUUGCAAGUACGCCAAGCCUUGGAUGACGAGAUCACAGCUAUUUCAACUAAUUUAGAUGAAAAUCUGAAGAUAAGGGAACGUAAACAAAGUUUAUAUAGUUUGCAGCAUGCAUACAAGUCAUUGAAGAAACUUUCAUCUAUAUUGUCUAUGGAAACAUUUAUGGAAAAUCCUACUAAAAUCGAUGUUUUGGAACAGGCUGCAAUUGAACUAAACCAAUUAAAAUUUCAUAUAUCUAGAUGUAAAGUAGAUAUGUCGACUGAUCAAGAGAAGGAAAGUUCAAAAUUAGAAAGUUUGUAUCUUACUUUUCUGAAUGAAUUAUUCUUAGCAUGUAUACAUGAAAAAAAUUCAAACUUGAUGGUCCGUUGUCUCAGAAUUUACCUUACACUUGACAAAAUAACAAUCGCAGAAGAACAAGUAAAACAUGAAGUUUUAAGGCCAUUAAUUUACAAUAUAGUUAAUGAGGAGAAUCUGCAGACUGAUCCGCUCGGUCUACAAAGUAUCUAUCAUAAAUUAUUGAACAUUCUAAAUGUGGAAUUAAAGCAGUUAUUGGAUAUCACAUUGUAUCCUGACAGGAUAUCUGUGAAAGGAUUUAAUUUUCUAGUAAACAGCUUUUGGAUUGAAGUUGAGGAAAAGAUCGAGCAAUAUAUAAAAUCCAUAUUUGCUCCAGGAGAUCCGGUGCUAUUUCAUAAAAGGUACACAGCUACAUUGGAAUUCUUAAUAAAGUUGGAAGCAGAAUGUGUUACACCUGAAACUUUAGCAGCCCUGAGAAAUCACCCACAGUACAAAAGUUUUCUUAAAAAAUGGAAUCUACCAGUAUACUUUCAAAUUCGAUUUCAAGAGAUAGCUGGAAACGUUGAGACAAUAUUAGCUGAACCAGUAUCACCAGACUCUGUCAAAGGCAGUCUGACUUCACUGACACAAAAAGAUUUUUCUCUUCACGCGACUUGCAUAGUUUGGGACAAUCUGUUAAGGAUUUGGGCUGACGAUAUCUAUUUGUAUCAAUUAUUCCACAAAUUCUGGAAACUCAGUCUUCAAAUAUGCUCGAGAUAUCAAACUUGGUGCCAGAAUACAAUGAAACAAGUAUGGCCUGUAAUAAAUGAAACUAACAGUUCUAGUAAUUCAGAGCAUUCUACAAGAUUAAAUUUCCUAGUAUAUUUGUAUACCGAUGUGGAAAAACUAAUAAAUGCGUUACCAUCUUUUCUACAAAUGGUGCAAUUAAAAAUUAAAGAUGAGAAUGUUAUUAUAUCAAAAUUAUUAAAAGAGUCUCUGGAUGAAACUUCUAAGAAUUUAGCGAAUCUUUUACCCUCAGUUACAAAAGAGAUCGUGAAUGAGCUGUCGGAGCAAUGUGUAACAUAUUUGAAACAAGUUAGCGACAUUCCCAGAUUGUUUAGAAGGACAAAGCGAGACGUGCCAACUAAACCUUGCCCUUACAUAAAAAGUGCAAUGGUACCUCUUACUAAUUUUUACACAGAUUACAACAAAAUCAUUCCUGAAACCGUGAUUCCCUGGUUGGAAUUAACAUUGUCUUCGCUAACGCAAAAUUACUUACUAUUUGUUACGGAUGUGUUGACGUCCGUGCAAAAGACUGAAGAGAGCUUAAGAAGGUUGAAAAAGAUUCGCGACAAAUCCACUGGAAUUCUUCCUUCAGAACCGCAGGGCACUAGCGACGACGAAAAGAUACGUAUUCAGCUUAAAGUGGAUGUGGACGGUUAUGUAAAUAUGAUCAAAGAGUUUAAUAUUACAACCACAGACAUACAUCAUCUACAGGAAUUGAUAGAUGCUGUAGAAGCAGCUGUUAAGAAAUGAAAUUCAAUUACUCAUGAUUUUUAAUUGUAUCAUAAAAUGUGAUUCACAGUAACUAAAAAAAUACCACUUUGUCAAUUAUAUUAUAGUACGUCAUGUUUCACAUCAUGAUAGAUAGUGAAAACACUUUGAGAAUAGAAUGUAUAUCUGCAAUUUAAACUGUUAUAAUGAAAUUAAUAUAUU
This is a messenger RNA of Linepithema humile (Argentine ant), 2558 nucleotides long. RefSeq names its product conserved oligomeric Golgi complex subunit 2 (gene Cog2). The record is from RefSeq and is a predicted model, not a curated record. Gene Ontology annotation, biological process: intra-Golgi vesicle-mediated transport; Golgi organization; protein transport. NCBI's taxonomy places the organism in Eukaryota, Metazoa, Arthropoda, Insecta, Hymenoptera, Formicidae. Gene Ontology annotation, cellular component: membrane; COG complex.